AUGCAGUCUGCAUUUCUAUUGCUCUGGGCUGCCACUCUCUCGAGUGCUAAGCUUUUUGUGAAUUACGAUGAGAAGCUGGAAGGUCGUCCCAAAGUAUACACGGUGGUGAAGGAAGAAAUUGGGCGACUGGACGUUCCAUCAAAAUCGAGUCAUAAGAACAAUGAUAGCAAGGUUCCGCUUGGUAUUGACUUGAAGCCCCGAGAAGCUCUCGACAUCUUGCUCGGCAAGCGCCAAACUUGUGCUCAAGGCUACGGAUAUUGUCCCACCUUUGCUGCUCUUACGGAUAUUGCCAUACUCAGGGAUCCGCGUGCUGUCCGACUGGCCCAUGUGGCCAAGGCCAAACCUGCUGCGGCGUCGCCCACUGCAUGCCCACCGGGGAUCAAUGCUGCGAAGACGAAUCUCAUUACCUACUACUGGACGGUUACUUGGUACUAUUGGUAUUAUUAUUGGACGUACUCAAUCGACAUUCAAGCAUCCGUCGUUACCUCCACACGUUCAACCACUCAAACUGUCUUCAGUGUAAAGACAACAGAUGCAGGCGCCGCUUCCGAGUACUUUAGCGAAAAGUCAAGAACACUGUCUCUUCCUACGCCCGCUGCCGCCACUACCCUCGAAUCUUUGGCUGGGAGCACAUCAUUCGUAUCCACGCCAUCGUCAAAGGCUCCAAUCCCUAGCCCGAGUUUAAACACGGAACCCUCUAGCGAGCCGAGCAUAACUGAAAAACCCAGUGCUCCUUUUGACCCCAUCCCCAGCUCAGGCGGGCCUGACGAUAACGAAAGUAGCAGCUCAAGCGAGAGUCGUAGCAGCUCGACUACUACUCUGCUAAGAAGUGGCGGUGAUGAUGGUGGUACCCCUCCGAAGAAUGGAGGCAGUGGUUCUUCAGGCGCAAAGCCACUAUGGGCUGGCUCAGACUGGAAGAGCCUCUGGGUUCUUGCGCUGGGCGUUGGUACUGGGGUGCUGGCUGCGGUUCUUUAA
This is a messenger RNA of Trichoderma gamsii, 975 nucleotides long. RefSeq lists its product as hypothetical. The record is from RefSeq and is a predicted model, not a curated record. The coding region runs from base 1 to 975 and encodes 324 amino acids. NCBI's taxonomy places the organism in Eukaryota, Fungi, Ascomycota, Sordariomycetes, Hypocreales, Hypocreaceae. The transcript is spliced from 4 exons.